Pseudogymnoascus verrucosus is the source of this 1631-nucleotide messenger RNA. RefSeq lists its product as uncharacterized. Gene Ontology annotation, biological process: cell division; mitotic sister chromatid segregation. NCBI's taxonomy places the organism in Eukaryota, Fungi, Ascomycota, Leotiomycetes, Thelebolales, Thelebolaceae. Gene Ontology annotation, cellular component: MIS12/MIND type complex. The transcript has 3 exons. Bases 213 to 1631 code for a protein of 472 amino acids. The record is from RefSeq and is a predicted model, not a curated record.
CAUCACGAAGCACGCCAACGCAACGCCCAACGACUCCCACGAUCACCACAAACCCUCCAAUUCGAUAUCAAUCGCGUCGACAUUUCCAAAGCAUUAAUCCAGGUCCGACCGGAGUUUCGAAAACGCGAGAUUUUUCGCGCGUGGCGAUCCACACCACCACCCAACCAACAAAUACCAGAGAACAGGCCCAUGACGAGCUCGGUCGCCGCUCAAUGACUACCCUCAUACGCUCGCGGAAUCCUCUAGAAACGCUGAGCAUGAAUACACAGCCGCAGCGCAGGCGCAGUAAGCGAUUAGCCACAUACGAUGAAUCAGAUGGCGACUUCAAUUUCACUCGGGGCUCGAAACGAACAAAGACUGCGGCGCCGCUAGAGGCAGUAGCUGAGACGGAACCGGCCCCGUCGCGGAGUAGGAGGCAGGAGAAGACUGAAGAUGUUGCGCCAAAGGAUUUACCGCGGCGGCCCUCAAAGCGGAAGAUGAGCUUUUCCGCCACACCCGCAAGGCCUGAUCCCAAAGUACCAUCACCUAAAAAAGACGCGCGCGACACGACCAGGAGGAAAAAAGAGGUCCCCGCAACACAGCCCGAGCCGCGCCGUGGGACACGCAGGAGUACACGCUCCUCUCUCGAAAACGCGCGCCGCAACGAAGCAGAGCCAGACUAUGACGAAGACGCCAUCGAGAUGGUUGGCGGUGUAUCCACCGUCUCGCCGCCCCCACCAGAGCCCGAGUCGCAAUCGAUAACGCGCACACCUAUACUGAGCACAUCUCACGCGACGACAAUCGCGCUCCCCUUCAGCGACACGCCAGUGUUGAACCGGAAUAAAGCGCUGCGCCAGACGACAUCACGACGGUCGAGUCUGGGAUUGCGUGGGCGGCGCGCCAGUUCACUGAUAGAUAGCGGACACACCGCCACGCCGCACGCGGCCGUGCCAACGGACGAGUUCUACAAGCAUAUCGAAAGUUCUCUGCCUGAGCCGCGGCGCAUGAGGCAGCUUUUGACGUGGUGUGGAGAGAGGGCACUGGGAGAGCGACCCGGGAUGGGAGAGGGUAGCGCGGCGGUUCUGGCGGCGAGGCAUAUACAGGAGCAGGUUCUGAAGGAAUUCUCGGAGCGGAGUGAGCUGAGUGAUUGGUUUGCGCGGGCGCCGGGAGAAAAAAAGGUGGUGGUUGUGCCGAAUCCAUUGAAUGUGGGGAAUGCGGCGAGGGUUGCGGAGUUAGAAGAGAGAGUUAAACGAUUACGGAAAGAGAAAGCAGAACUCCUCGCCCUCUCCGCGCCUCCGCCCUCUCAACCUCCAAAACCACAAAAAUCAGCACCCUUGGACCCUACCCUCCUGCCCGCCUCUAGCGCUCCCAUACUCGAAGCGCUACGUACCAACGCCACUCUCGCGCCGCGCGUCACGGCACGCCUAAAUGUCGUGAGGGAUCGUCUGGAGCUGGCAACGGAUGUGUUUGCGCAUGCGGUGCAUGGGCUCGAGCAAGACGGGAAAGAGAUGGACGGAGUAGCGGGACGGGUGAUGGAUGGGUGUGAAGGGCGGUUGGGUGAGAGAGAGAAGGAGGAGAGGGGAGGGGGCGUGGGCAUGAGGGAUGUGUUGAGAGCGUUAGGGGGGGUUAUGCCUGGUGGGGCAAGGAAGUGA